This is a messenger RNA of Micropterus dolomieu (smallmouth bass), 2876 nucleotides long. RefSeq names its product protocadherin alpha-C2-like. The transcript is spliced from 2 exons. Gene Ontology annotation, molecular function: calcium ion binding. NCBI's taxonomy places the organism in Eukaryota, Metazoa, Chordata, Actinopteri, Centrarchiformes, Centrarchidae. Gene Ontology annotation, biological process: homophilic cell-cell adhesion. Gene Ontology annotation, cellular component: plasma membrane. Bases 1 to 1116 code for a protein of 371 amino acids. The record is from RefSeq and is a predicted model, not a curated record.
AUGACGUUAGAGCUGCUGGAUGUGAAUGACAAUGUUCCACAGUUCCCUCAAUCAUUUUAUACUAUACGUGUAACGGAGAAUAACGCACCUGGGGCCUUGCUGAGUUCACUAUCUGCGUUUGACCCUGACCUCCAUGAAAACCAGUAUCUAGUUUAUUUCAUCCUAGAGAAGGAGAUAGCCAACACCUCCAUGUCCAUGCUGUUCUCCAUCAAUCCAGAGAACGGGAACCUUUACGCACUAAAAACUUUUGACUAUGAGAUCGAGAAGGAGUUUCUUUUCCACAUCGAGGCCAGAGACUCUGGCUCUCCUCCACUGAGCAGUAACGUGACCGUGCACAUCAUUAUUGUGGACCAGAACGACAACGCUCCGGUUAUUGUGUCUCCGUGGCGCGCGCACGGCUCUGUGGUGGAGGAAAAGAUCCCCAGAUCCACCGAUAAAGGCUCUCUGGUUGCCAAAGUGAUAGCCUUAGACACCGACUCGGUGCACAACUCUCGGAUCACCUACCAGUUCCUACAGGUGACUGACGCCACCUUGUUCAGUCUGGACCAGUACAACGGAGAGAUCCGGACUAUGAGGAUGUUCAGUUACAGAGAUCCGCGCCACCAGCGACUGGUUGUUGUUGCCAAAGACAACGGGCAGCCUGCUCUGUCUGCCACAGUCACCAUCAAGCUGUCCACAGUGGAGACUGCCGUGAAGGCCUACUCUGACAUGACUGAGGUGCCUCUGGAAUACGACAUCUUUUCAGACCUAAACCUGUAUUUGGUCAUCGGUCUGGGCUCGGUGUCAUUUCUCCUGCUCAUCACCAUAUUGGUCACCAUCGUGCUCAAGUGUCAGAAACCCAAGCCCAGCAAAGCGGCUCCUCCCUGCAGGAACAGUGUGAUCAGUGAGAGGAACUCCACCAUUGCAGAUUCCACUCUGGUCUCCAACGAUGCCUACUGGUACAGUCUGUUUCUAGCGGAGACCAGGAAAGGGAAGCUGGUGGUUAGACAGCCUGUGCCAAAGGGCUCCAGAUACAUCGUGUCCAGUCUACCGAGAGGCACAGGACUGACAGACACUAGCGACUCAGCUGCUUCCACUCUGCAGGCAUCCACAACCAGCAGUAGCAGUUCCACGUAAGGCCAUACCACCAACUGCAUAACUUGACUGAUGCAGACAGGAAAGCUUCACCGAGGAAAGGAGAAACCCCUGCCCAUGAUCGCACCCCAUAUCCAUCCUGCUCAGUCUGAUACUUGUGCCCCAUAAUGUUUAGUUGUCAUGCUAUAAAACCAAAUGGACUACGGUGGCCCUCCCCCUCUCCUUCUUCAAGCACAUGAAAAGCCAAUCAGUGAUGCCUCUCUGUCCAUUCAAUGUGCAUGAUAAGACUGCAUGGCUUCAAUCACAAUCCAAAACCUUCAUACAAAAAAAAAAUAAAUUCAAGAGGAGACACUCACAAAGAAACAGACAAAAAAUUACACCUAUGGAUAUUCAAAGAAGCCUCAACAAGAAGUACUAGAGUGGACACAGGACUGUUGAAAUGCCUUUAAGAGACUGUUUCCCCUCUCUAAAAAUGAAACACAUGUUGGAUAUUACAUUUUAACCUCUGUGCUUUGUCUUGCUACAUAACAGCAUUCAUGUAUAUAAUAAAAAGUGAAACAGCACAAUUAACUAACUGUCAGAAAAGCACCAACCUACAAUUUCAAAGGGGAAUCAGUAUUUUAUAAAUGUGGUAGCUUUUAGUAGCUGUAUGUUUUGUACUUGACUUUGUGCUUUGUAUGUGAGCUAGGCCUAAAUAUAUGAAUGAGAGUUCUAAGAGAUUAAAGUUAACCAGUACAUCAAACAGAUAAAUGUGAGGCCUUUAGCUAUUAUGUAUCUGCCUUUCAGUUGUUUUUGCAUGGGAUAGUCAAAGUACUUUGAUAGCUGUAGAUAUUUUACAAUAUUGAGCAAGCAAAUUUCUGUAGUUAGGCCUCACUUUAUUUUUUUUAGCCGAGACGGAAGAUUACAUUGUAAUGGGACCACAUUGAAGAAGUACAACAGCAUACUAUUUUCAUCCAGUGUCCUAAGAUAUUCAGAAAAGGUCAACAGAUCUGUAUUCUCAUUCCUUUUCCCUAGUUUCUAGGCAAGAGGAAAGUGGCUAGCAGCAGUGGGACAUUCUUAUGGAUUCAGUAUGUUAGUGUAUAAUGUGAUUGAAUGUUAUGUUCCCUUGGCUAUCACUUAAGAAUAUGAGUCUUUAGGGGUUUGUACAGUGAGUCUCUGAGAAGGGGUUGAUUAAUAUCUCCUUAUGGCUACUGUAUAUACAUCACAUCAACAUCACCAUGUACUUUCAUUUUUUUUUUAAGCGUAACUCUGGAUGUUACUUAAUUUCAACAUUUUCUGAGACUGUGUAACAAGUUGAAAACUCAACAUGAAGAUGUUGAUGUUAUUAAUGUUUACUUUACAAUACUGAAACAACACAGCAGUGGUUGAUUUCACCCAUUGAAAGCUGUGCUCAUGUGUAUUACUGACUACUGUAUGUAUCUGCAUAUGCAACACACAUAAAUAGGGAUACAGAUAUGAGUGACAUUUACUGUAUAAUAUGUCUUUAUCUAUAACUAUGCCUUUCUUUUUCAUUACCAAUGCUGAACUUUUUAAGGUGAAAACAGUGUAACUUUUGUGCCAUCAGAUUUAUGAGCCAACUAGUAUGUGAAACAUUAUAAUAAUCAGACAUCAUGUAGUCAAACUCUUUAACACAGGUCACAUUACAUUACUUGUAUACAGUUGUGAUGUUUUACAGGCAAACAUAUACAGUGCUUUUGUACAGUGGUACUUUCAUGGUGCAAUAUGUGGUAACUUGUGAAAUGUGAGCUUACUGUAUGCUAUGGUCUGGUCUGUAUGAUCUAUUAAAUACAAAAACAAAACCA